Rosa chinensis is the source of this 1232-nucleotide messenger RNA. Its product is annotated as transcription factor bHLH120. The transcript has 4 exons. Gene Ontology annotation, molecular function: protein dimerization activity; DNA-binding transcription factor activity, RNA polymerase II-specific; RNA polymerase II transcription regulatory region sequence-specific DNA binding. The record is from RefSeq and is a predicted model, not a curated record. The coding region runs from base 56 to 925 and encodes 289 amino acids. Gene Ontology annotation, cellular component: RNA polymerase II transcription regulator complex. NCBI's taxonomy places the organism in Eukaryota, Viridiplantae, Streptophyta, Magnoliopsida, Rosales, Rosaceae. Gene Ontology annotation, biological process: regulation of transcription by RNA polymerase II.
UCUUCUAAGAACAUUUCGCAUUUAAAUUAAGAGAGAUAGAGGAGGUGUAAAGCACAUGCAAGCUGGAUACAGAUUACAUGAUCGAAAGAGAAGAAGAUUAGGAUUUGGAGCUUCAAACAUGGAUUUUAUUCCCUCCAAUAUAUUUCAAUUUGACCAAGCUUUAGACCAUGACGGUGAGCUGUUGCGGAUCUCUCGUGUUCCCUGUGUAGAACACAAAAUCAGAGAGAAUCAUGCACACCCACUCCCGCACCCACUGAAUCCUCCUCCUAAUCAAAAGGAAGAUCCUCAUAACUAUGAUCGUUUCAUGAGCUUUAGCCAGCCGAAGCGAAAAGCAUCCAUCACUUUUGGUGAGAUAGAUGCUGAUCAAAACCCAAAGGAGAGCAAGAAGGUAAAGAAGAUCAUGCACAGAGAAAUAGAACGGCAACGAAGACAAGAAAUGGCCACCCUUUAUGCCAAUCUACGAUCUCAUCUCCCUCUUGAAUAUCUCAAGGGAAAGAGGUCUAUAUCGGAUCAUGUGCACCAGGCCGCUAAUUACAUAAAACAUAUACAAAAGAAUAUCGAGGAGCAGCAAAAAAAGAGGGAUGAAUUGAAAAAACAACACAAUAUUUCAGGCUCUAGUACUGCAGUAGUGGAAAAUUCGCAGUGUUCAUCACUAAUGGAGGAUUCUGUCAUAUUGGUCAGACCAGCUUGUAUAGGAGUGGAGGUAGCUGUGAAUACUCCAUUGAAACAAGGGCUUCCUCUUUCAAGAGUGAUUGACAUACUGGUUGCAGAAGGACUUAGUAUAGUGAGCUGCAACUCGGCCAAAAGAAAUCAACGGUUGCUUUAUACCCUUGAAUCUGAGGUGAGUGAUGGGGGAGGCAUUGAUAUUCCUGAGCUCCAAAACAGAUUGAUAAAAAAAUGCACUUCUGAGCCUGGCUUCAAAUAAGAGAUCGAAGAAGAAGAAUACUUACUUAUCAUAUACAAUACAUAGCAUCACCAACACCUAAGCUCAAGAAGCUUCAACUAUGGAGUAGCUAAGUCGCCAACAAAGAGAUCGAAGAGGGCACAAGGAGUAGUAUUCAAUUACCUCUAUAUCAUUAAUCAAUGCUACCUCUUGUGUAAAGCUCCAUUAUCAAAUGUACGUGAAGAAGUAUUACUCUCAUGCAGGUUGGCCUUGGUUAAUUUCCCCCUUAACUUGUACAUGUAUUUGUUGUUUCUUCUGAUACUUGGUUAACUUUAAUUUCUAACUAGUU